Dermacentor andersoni is the source of this 1599-nucleotide messenger RNA. The record is from RefSeq and is a predicted model, not a curated record. Lineage: Eukaryota; Metazoa; Arthropoda; Arachnida; Ixodida; Ixodidae.
AGGCGCGUCGAACAAGGCCGGCGUGCGCGGCACUCACUCGGCGCCCGUAACGUCGGGGUGCACGUCGCUGCGCUCCGCGAUACCGCUCCUCGUCCUUCGCCGACCAACGAUGAGUUCGACCGGUCCCGCGCGGUCCGCAACCGGCGUUGUCGUCUGCUCCGCGAGCUGCGGACGCGUCUGACCGCCGCACCCGCCAGUGAUGGGCUCUCGGAUAACGGCGCCACGCGCGAAGAUCGCGGUUGCGGCGACGACGAUGGGCAGUGGCGGGACCGCGAUCCUUUGAAAAGUUCCCGAAACAACAAAAAAAGAGAGAAGUGUGUUCCGUCUCUGUUUCGAGCCGCGGGGCGAGAUGGCGGCCAACACCGCGGCCGUCAGCCUGGAGUCGCUGUUCCUCCAGCUGUUGGGCCGUCUGGACUCGGCGGGCCGCUGCCAGACUUCCUCGACGUCGACGUGCCGGCGUCGCUCGCUUCGCGCCGAGAUUCGCAGCCUGGAGCUGUGGCGCGCCGUGAUCGGCGAGUGCCUGGCCACCUUCUUCUACGUGUUCCUCGUGUGCGGCGCGCACGUGUCCUGGCCGGGCUACGCCGAGCCCUCGGUGCUAGGCAUCGCCCUGACGGCCGGCGCGGCGGCCGCGACGCUGGUGCAGUGCUACGGCCACAUAUCGGGCGCGCACAUGAACCCCGCGGUGACGCUGGCCACGUUCGCCACGCGAAAAGUGAGCCCGCUCCGGACGCUCCUGUACGUGACGGCCCAGUGCGGAGGAGCUAUCGCGGGAGCUGCGCUUCUGUACGGCGUGUCGGUGCCAGGCCACCAGAGCUCUCUGGGCAGCACUCGCCCCCACGAGGCCCUAGGCGCCUGGCAAGCGUUCGGCGUCGAGUUCGUGCUCAGCUUCCUGCUGGCCUCCACAGUCUUCGCAACCCGCGACCCGCACCGAAGCCACUUGGGCGCCGGCUCGGACGCCAUUGUCAUCGGGUUCGCCUACUUGGCCUGCACUCUCGCUGGGCUGCCCGCGACGGGAGCAUCAAUGAACCCAGCGAGGUCCUUGGGACCGGCUUUUGUGAUGAACAAGUGGGUAGACCACUGGGUGUACUGGUUCGGGCCCAUAUCCGGAGGCCUGCUGGCCGGUCUCAUCUACGAGUACAUCUUCGACACCAAGAAGCAGGCGCGGGCGCUGCGGAAAACACUCGAGGAAGCUGACAAAGAGUCCAACACGGACGACGACUACGAGGACCCUGACGCGAAGAUCGCGAAGUACGCGACCGUGGCCCAGAGUCCUCCCAACGGGGCGCCCUCCAGCGCCCACCAGGCUGCGCCGUUGCAGCAGUUGGUGCAGCACCAGCAACAGGGCCGGCCGCACCAGCACCAGCAGUACGAGGCGGUGGGCUUCGGCCGGCCCGCCGGCGGGAACACCUACUCGCCCACUCCGUCCUCGGCCUUCCCGGCGUCCGCCGAGGCGGUGUACGCGGGCUCGCUGCGCCCUACGAACUACGCGUCGUCCGUGUACGGCACCGGCAGAAUUGGAAAUGCCCUUCGAACACUUCCAGCCCGACUGGAGUAUGGACAAGGACCUGGAUCUCCAAAAUUUUAAGCUGUACAUAUGAU